This is a messenger RNA of Orycteropus afer afer, 2610 nucleotides long. The record is from RefSeq and is a predicted model, not a curated record. Lineage: Eukaryota; Metazoa; Chordata; Mammalia; Tubulidentata; Orycteropodidae.
AUGGGCAGCAAGAAGAAAGUAAUAGGCAAUCAGGCUCACAGCAAGGACAGGAAUCAAAUACACAUGCUGAUGCUACCCAAGGAACAUCAGCAACGAGAACAACAGAGGGACGAAGUGUGCACCAUGAGCAAUUUAGAGACACCUCCAGAAGUGCAAAGCCCGCACAUGGAAAAACCUCAUCUGGAUCUGACAGUAGAAGACAUCGGGAACCCAGUCAGAAGACUUGGGGAACCCAGUGUAAGUCAGGCCAGUGAUAGUGAAGGUCAAUCAGAAGAUUCAGGCAGAGCAGCACCAUCAAGUCAAGGAAGGCCUGGGUCCAGUGUGAGAGAACAACACAGAUCAGUGCUUAGACAGUCAGGAGACAGCUCAAGGCACUCUGGCCCACACCGAGGACAGGUGCCCUCACAUACACAUGCUGAUGCUACCCAAGAACCAUCAGAAGUCAGGAGAAGGGAGAGGCAAGGAUCUUCCCAUGAGCAGUCUGGAGACAGCUCCAGACGUUCAGGUUCUGCACAUGGAAAACCCUCAUCUGAACACCAUAGCAGAAGACAUCAGGAACCCAGUGUAAGUCACGCCAGUGAUAGUGAAGUUCAAAGAGAAGUUUUAGGCAGAGAAGCACCAUCAAGCCGAGGAAGGCCUGGGUCCAGUGUGGGAGAACAACACGGAUCGGUGCAUGGACAGUCAAGUGAUAGCUCAAGGCACUCAGGCUCACGGCGUGGACUGGUACCCACCCAUACACAUGCUGAUGCUACCCAAGGACAAUCAGAGGUCAGGGGAAGAGAAAGGCAAGGAGCCCCCCACGAGCAGUUUGGUGACAGCUCCAGACGCUCAGGGUCUGUACAUAGACAACCCUCAUCUGAACCCCACAGCAGAAGACAUCGGGAUUCUAGUGUAAGUCAGGCCAGUGAUAGUGAAGGUCAAUCUGAAGAUUCAGGUAGACAAGCAUCAACAAGCCAAGGAAGGCCUGGGUCCACUGUUGGAGAACAACACAGAUCAGUACAUGGAGAUUCAGGAGAUAGCUCAAGGCACUCAGACCCACACCGAGGACAGGUGCCCUCACAUACACACUCUGAUGCUAGCCAAGGACAAUCAGAAGUCAGGGGAAGAGAAAGGCAAGGAGCCCGCGAUGAGCAGGCUCAAGACAGCUCUAGACACUCAAGUUCUCCAUAUGGACAACCUUCCUCUGGAUCCCAUAGUGUUAGACAUCGGGGACCCAGUGUAAGUCAGGCCAGUGACCGUGAAGCACAAUCAGAAGAUUCAGGUAGACAAGCAGCAUCAAGCCGAGCAAAGCCUGGGUCCAGCCUGAGAGAACAACCCAGGUCUACCCAUCACCAGUCAGGGGACAGCUCUGUGCACCCGAGCUUACACCAAGGGCAGGUGUCCACCCAUACAGACUCUGACACUACCCAGGGACAAUCCAUUCCGAGCACAAGAGAAAGACAAGGAGUUGGCCAACAGCAGUCACUUGACAAUUCCAGAGAUUUAGGGUCUCUUGAAGGGCAAAAAGCCUACUAUGCAUAUUCAGAUUCUCAUGUUAUAAAAAGACAACGAUAUGGUCCUUCCCAAUUUUAUUCUUUGAAUAAUAAUGGACAAAGGCCUGGAUCAGGGCAACGUUGGAGACAUGGUAGCUAUGGAAAUGCAGAGUAUGACUAUGGGCAGUCAGGAUUUGGUCAUUCUCAGAGUGGAAUUACUGUGCGGUUUAGUGACGGAUAUGGCAGUAAUAGACAUACAACAACAGAUGGCCAUUCAAAUAUUUCAGAACCAUUGGGUUCGGGUCAGUCACAAAGAAACUAUUACAGUGAGAACAUUUCCUGUCACUAUCCUACAUCUGUCUACUUUGAAGGAUCAAAUCUGCAUGCUGUAAACCUCAAGAGGGUUAACUUAAAUUCACAAAAAAAGAUGCCUAAGCUCCUAGAAAACAUUGUCUCUAUCAUUGAGGUUUUCUACCAGUAUGCCACCAAGGAAGGAGAAUGUGAUAUGUUGAGCAAAGCAGAGCUGAAAGAACUUUUGGAAAAGGAGUUUCAGCAAAUUCUGAAGAAUCCAGAUGAUCCGGACACUGUAGAUGUCAUUAUGCAAAGCCUGGAUCGAGACCAUAACAAGAAAGUGGAUUUUACUGAGUUUCUUGUGAUGAUAUUCAAGCUGUCUCAGGCUUGUAAUAAAAUCAUCGGCAAAGAUUACUGCCAAGCUUCAGGGUCAAAGGAGAGAAACCACAAUUACUGGCACCAAGAGGAACAGAGUGAAACAGAAGAAGAGGAUAAAGGGCAAGAAUCAUCUUCCAGUCAUUCAAGUUGGCGCAUAGCUCUGGGGAAAGAAGACAGUCAAGUUCAGGAUACUCCAAUGGUAGCGGGAAAAACAAGCAUGGCUCUUAUCAGCCAGAAAGGUGUGGCCAUGAUCACCAAGAUUAUAGAUCUGGAGAGUCUUCUGGCUGUGGACAAUAUGGGUCUGGCUCCAGUCAUGUUUGUAGACAAAAUCACCAUGAAUCCAACUCAGGUGGUCUUUCAGGGACUUGUGAAAGACAAAAGCAUGGGUCUGGAUCAAGCCAGUCCUCUAAUUAUGGCAAAUAUGAAUCUGGCUCUAAUCAAUCUUCUAGUCUACAUGGGUCUGGCUUAG